Messenger RNA from Cladocopium goreaui, 1069 nucleotides. The record is from the annotation of a GenBank genome assembly. Lineage: Eukaryota; Dinophyceae; Suessiales; Symbiodiniaceae.
CUCUGAGAUGCUGAGCCGCAAUGGCUCAAUCGGGUGCGCCAAAUACACAGGAGAAGCGCCUUGGGCACCAACUUCAGUUUUCCUUUGGGAUUGAGCUCCAGGGUUUUCGUCACCAGCAGCUGAAUGGUGUCUAUGUCCGGGAUGACGAGACGAAGGUCUCUGAGAUGAUCACUUUUUGGCAAGAGGCCGCUGAUGACCCAUGCUUUAUCUACAGCAGGGGCUUCGACCAAUCCGGCUAUUGGUUUCUUUGCAAGCAUUGCGAUUGUGAUGGCGAACUUCUCACUGAAAUACAAGCUGGAGCUGAGAGGUCGCUGGCAUAUUUGGAUUGUGAAGAUAAGUGGCACGAAUACUACGAUGACACUGACACGUGGCACCCAGCCGAGCUAGUCAUCAUCAGCAUGAAGGAGGCUUUGGCGGAGCCAUUCCGCGCUUUCGAUCCAGAAGGUGGCCUGCAAGUCAUUGUGAACGAUUUGAUCAACCGAAAAUGUCAAGAUGCUGAGUAUGAAAUAGGGCCAAUGGGCAUGCCAGAUGCGUUGGAGCUUCAUGAACAGUUAAAUCCCAUGUAGACGCUGAAGCAGACCCAAGAAGACACGCGCUGAAAAGAUUGAAAUGGGAUGAAAUUGGACGAAAUGGGGAUUGUUUGAAAGCUUUUUCAUGUCAUUUCAUGUCAACUUGAAGCUGAGUGAAUCAUGACAUGACAUGUCCUCUGGAUUCGAUCGGGGAUGCAGUUGCAGAGGGCACUUGUGAGGAGAGAGCGAGACAUAGCGAGACAGAGAAACUCUGGAGACUUGAGGUUUCAUGAUGGUUUCAUGUUUCAACAAGUGAAAUGAAAGUUACAAAAGUUGCAAAAGUUACAAAAGUUACAGCUUACUCCAGGUUUUGGCUGUUUCUAUUUGUUUCUCUUCAUCUUCAACACUUGGCCUUCAAGGUCAUGGCGACUGGAUGGGAGAAUGCCUGGGAUCUGCGGAAAAUAUGAAGGGCACAGACUGAUGGGCCUGGGCCAUUGUGUCGCAAAACGACCUCAUAAAAAUGUGAUAUGGUAUAUACUACUAAUAUAUAUAUAGUGUAU